Messenger RNA from Cyphellophora europaea CBS 101466, 4455 nucleotides. RefSeq lists its product as uncharacterized. The record is from RefSeq and is a predicted model, not a curated record. NCBI's taxonomy places the organism in Eukaryota, Fungi, Ascomycota, Eurotiomycetes, Chaetothyriales, Cyphellophoraceae. Gene Ontology annotation, molecular function: phosphorelay sensor kinase activity; protein binding. Gene Ontology annotation, biological process: phosphorylation; phosphorelay signal transduction system. Bases 1 to 4455 code for a protein of 1484 amino acids. The transcript has a single exon.
AUGACCUUGGGCGAUAGCAGAACCUCCGAACUUGAAGAUGAGGUACCUGAGCUGGUCUCGGGAUCCCAGUAUACUCUGGAGGAAUAUUCCUCGUUGAAGCGGUCGCUCAGCAGGAUCAAAGAUACCCCACAGCACAUGUUGUCGCCAAACAACCAAUUCUCCGAACAGCACAAGCGGAGUACGAGUAGAAGCAGUUCGAUCGAUCCCAACGAGAAGCUGUACAUGAAUAUUCCACGCCUUCCCAUGGCUUCCGAAAUCGCAUUGGCCUCGCUGCUAUAUUUGCCGACACCACUAUUGGUUUUAUCAUCGCUGAAGACCAUCGUACUGGCCAAUGAGGCUAUGGGCAGGUUGCUCGGCUUGCGUCAACCUGAAAGUAAUGUUGAAGAUGUUGGUGAGUCGGUCAACGAUAUCUUAAAAGGCCAGACACUUUCGCAGAUUGGCAUCGACAUGCUGUCUGAUGGCGUUCCAGUGUGGGUUAGUUGGGAGAAAUUUCUCGAUAAUUUGACUGGUGGACUCGCAGAGGACGGCGACGGGAGUGUUCUGGCUAGAGUCCGCAGUGGGGAGACGACACCACAAGCCAAUGGCGACGUGACUACCAUUCCGGUAGCAGAAAUGCCUAUGCGAGGUCGCUCGCCGUUGCGGGAAAAGGCCACUGUACACGACACAGUUGUUGAUGUGCUCGUGUCCUCUCAGCGAUUCCGUCGCGGACAAACCUCUACUAAGGCACAGGGCUCUGGCGCACAAUCGACAUGCCGCAUGAUAAUCUCAAUUUGGAUGCUCGAAGAUCAGCGCUUCUACACUCUCACCUUCACGAGCCCUUCAGUACAUGGCACUGGGAGCAGGCAGUCACAUUCACACGUCGUACCUCGCGCCAAGUCUAGUCAAUCGACGCGGUCUUCACAGUCGUCACAGUCGCAAACUCCCACUUCCUCUACAGCAAGCAGCGUGGUGCAGUCACCUUCGGAAGGCACCGGCCCGAGCAGCACCAUGUCGACAUUCUUGCCUAGCGGCGCCCCCGCUAGGUGCGCUUCGCCUGCCACCUUCACUGACUUCCAGAAAGUUACUCGCAUGAAGGAUGCCAUGCUGACAGCUAUGAAUAUCCCCGUACUGGCCAUGUGGAAAGACGAGAGCGUAGUGUUCCCAAACCCUGCUGCCCGGCGCUUGCUUGCCGUCAAUGCAGAUCCAACGUCCGAUGAUAGCUAUGAUUUCAUGUCUCGCUUUCAACCCUGGACAGCCGACUUUUCAAGGCAGCUGGAAGACGCCGAGAACCCGAUCGUGUCUCUAUGCAGGACACAACAGGCGUUCGGUCGCUGGCAGAUUGGUCUUAUCAAUGAUAAGACUGGCAAGAAGUCGAUUUACGAUGUUUCGGGCCAUCCAGUGUUCGAUGAGAAAACCAACGAAUUUUUCGCAGGCCUCAUCGCCUUCAAGGAUGUCACAGAAUACACCGAUAAAAUUGCUCUACAAAACGCUGAGAACGACGACCAGUUCGCUUUGAUCUGUGACAUGAUGCCUCAGAUGCUGUGGACCACACGUCCCGAUGGAUUCCAUGACUAUUUCUCCCAAAGGUGGUACGAUUAUACGGGUUUGACGCCCCAGAAUUCUCUCGGGUUAGGAUGGAAAUUACCUUUCCACGACGACGACAUUCCCGAAGCAGUAAAGAAAUGGCAGCACUCUCUGAAAACAGGUGAUACCUACAGCGUGGAGUAUCGAUGCCGACGGCACGAUGGUGAAUGGCGCUGGAUGCUUGGGCGAGCAAUGCCUCUUCGUGACAGUAAGACUGGCGAGAUCCUGAAAUGGUUUGGAACGUGUACCGAUAUACAAGACAUUGUGGACGCUCGCAACGCUGGUGCCAGAAUCCGGCAACAGCUACUCGAUGUCUUGCAUCAUUCGCACAUGAACAUGUGGACCGUGGACCGUAAGCUUCGGCUGGCAUUCUUCGAGGGGGGGCCAUUCGAAGGCCUCGACCCUGAUGAGAACAAGACGGAAAUACUAGGGAAGUCCAUCAAAGAGGUGCUCAUAGACCACGGCAACGGUGCUCAGACUGACCUUGUCGAGAACUUACUGACAUCCAUUGGAAGAAUCCUGGAUGGCACAUCUGAGCUGGAACUACGAGAGAUUCACAACAACGGACGAUGGUUUCGUUCCAAAUUGGUACCGCUACGCGGACGUCGAGGGCGUCAUGGCAUCAUUGACGAGGCUUAUGUCGAAGGUGUGAUUGGGAUCACCACCGAGGUAACCUCGAUGCGACAAAAGGAGCAAGAAAACAUCAAGCUGCUGGCGAAUGAGGCGGCUGCGAAGGAAUCAAGCAAGAUGAAAUCCCAGUUUUUGGCUAACAUGAGUCACGAAAUCCGUACACCAAUUGCUGGAGUGCUUGGAAUGUCAGAACUGCUGCUAGAUACCACACUCGACGACGAGCAACACGAGUUUGCACAGAAUAUUCAAAGUUCGGCAAAUUCUCUGCUCACAGUCAUCAACGAUAUCUUGGAUUUUUCCAAGAUUGAGUCGGGCCGACUGGAUGUGGAAGAAGUACAGUUCUCUCUAUCUACAGUCCUGAAGGAUGUGGCGAAGAUGCUUUCCUAUGCAGCGCGUCGGAAGUCUCUUGAGUUUGGCAGCGACUUCAAUCUCGGCAAGGAAGACCUUGUUCUUCUCGGCGAUCCAGGCCGAAUCCGCCAGAUACUUACCAAUCUGCUCACCAACAGUAUCAAAUUUACUUCUGGUGGUUAUGUCAGGAUGGGCGCGAAAGUGCUGUCCGAGACGCACGACGCGGUCACCGUUCAAUUUACGGUUGAAGAUAGUGGUGUCGGUAUUGAGGAGGAGGUCAAGAAACGUCUGUUCAAGCCUUUUAGUCAAGCCGAUUCAAGCACCGCAAGACGCUUUGGCGGUACGGGACUUGGCUUGACGAUCAGCAAAAAUUUGGUCGAUUUAAUGAAGGGCGACAUCGAAUUGAUCUCGAAACUAGGCGUUGGUACUGUCGCGAAAUUCCAAAUCCCACUCAAGAAAACGGAAUAUGUCGCUGGCGGAAAGCCAUCGACACCUCUUGUGGAAGUAACAUCCUUCCCUGAUCGUCUUCAGUCUGAUUUAUCAUUGUCUGUUGAUAACUCUUCAACGACUGAUGGUAGAACGCCAAAGAGAUCGAGUCCACCAGUCCAGUCACCCCGGAGCUCCAUCAGUGUCAAGGCCCAGCGCGCAUCUCUACCGCCGGGGCGGACCCCGGUAGACUCUCCUAACGUCGAAGCUCGUAGAGAAAGCAUUCAUAUCUUGGUGGUGGAAGAUAACCCGGUCAAUCAGCAGAUUGCGAUUCGAUUCAUUCGAAGCCUCAACUUCCGGGUAUCAGCUGUCUGGAACGGUCGAGAAGCACUCGAGUAUAUGCUCAAGGCAACCAGCCCCGAUCGCAGUCCAGAAGAAGCUGUUGAAUAUCCGGUCCCUUCGUUGAUUCUCAUGGAUGUACAAAUGCCUAUUCUGGAUGGGUAUCACGCUACUCACCUGCUCCGACAUCAUCAUCCUUACGCAUCGAUUGAAGCUAUCAAACGCGUCCCGAUCGUUGCAAUGACAGCUUCUGCGAUUAGAGGAGACAGAGAGCGAUGCGAGAAGGCCGGCAUGGAUGACUACAUGGCGAAACCAGUCAAACGAAUCAUGCUCGAGAAGAUGAUCUUGAAAUGGAUCGCCAAACAGGAUAGCUUCAGGCGAGCAUCAAUUCCUCCUUCUGACAACGACAAGCUCGGCUUGAGCCGAUCAGGGACGGACCAUUCAUCAAACUGUCCAGAUCACGAUUCCAUCGCGGCUGAAUUUCUGAACGCUCGGGCGGCUGCAAUGGCAGCCCUAACUUCUGCUGCUGGUCGGCAGGUUCCCAUACACGAGGCAGGGCAGCCUAGUCCAACGUUGACCAAGGCUCGCCGGCUCAGCAAAUCAACGGGUCUUAUGGUCCAGGACAUGGCUGAGGUUGACACAGAAGGUGAGCGAGUCUUAAGGCGAGAAGAAGCUGAGGACAAGGCACGGAGUCUACGUGACGCCAAGCUCAUUUCAGCCACCGACGAUGAGCACGGGACAGCUCCCAAUCACAAUUACAGCCACGAAAUAGCAGGCAACCUGACAAUGAUGGGCAGUUCCAUGCCGGUCAGCUACCCUACGCAGGGCGAUAGUGACUCUGAGGAUGGGGUCAUGGCACUGACACAGGAGAACGUGGAGAAAUUCAACAGUGUGAGUGAAGGCACUGCUUCUAUUCAGCCGAUUGAUGCAACCCCAGCGGACAUACCCGGUCCGCCGCCCGGUCUGGAGCCAUUGGCGAGCGUUGCGACGCCCGCUUCACUUCCUGUUCGGACCGCCGAGUGCAUCUCGAUGAGUCCGAAAAAGCAACGAAUUGAUGUCGGUGGUUUGAAGCCAGGAGAUAGAUCCAAAAGUGACUGGAGUACUAGCACUGCCAAACCGAGAGGGCGGCGCAGGAGCUCGGAAAAGUAA